Molecule: messenger RNA, 2064 nt
Organism: Neoarthrinium moseri
Lineage: Eukaryota; Fungi; Ascomycota; Sordariomycetes; Amphisphaeriales; Apiosporaceae
Exons: 3
Coding region: 1-2064 (687 amino acids)
Biological process (GO): nucleosome assembly
Cellular component (GO): nucleus; CAF-1 complex
Source: RefSeq, a predicted model, not a curated record
AUGUCAGCCAACAUCCAGGAAUCAGAAGCUGCGUUCCGAAGAAGAAGCCACGACCAGUUCACCGAUCCCGCUUUCAAGGCCGAAGGCGCCGCAGCUGGCCUGGACAUCAAGGAGGAAGAAGCCUCAGCCAUCAAUGGUUCACUUCGAGAUAUCCCAUCUGUCUCUGUCACACAACACGACGUCAAAAGGGAGAGGGAUAACAGCCCAAGCUUGAGCUCAGACUCCGACCUCAGCUCACUGAGAGACUCGCCCUCUCCUACGCAGAUGGACCUCACACCCUCGACUUCUCCCCUGGCACCGGGUCACAAAGAUUCACCUUCGCAUCCGACAGCCGACGCCUCUAAACCCGCAGACCCUUCCUCCACACCGACAACAUCUGCGCAGCCUGCCACAAUGCCCACUUCCGCCCCGGCUUCUUCCUCGGCUUCCGCAUCUGCCUCUGCUAAGCGGAAACGGAAGACCCCCGCAGAGAAAGAGGCGGAGGACCGCGAGCGCGCACAGAAGAAGGCCAAGAGGGAGGAAGAGCUAGCCGCCAAGGCCAAGGAAAAGGAGGAAAAGGAAGCCGCCAAGGCCAAGGAGAAGGAGGAGAAGGACGCCGCCAAAGCAGCAAAGGCAGCCGAAAAGGCAGCAGAGAAGGCCAAAGCUCAGGCCGAGAAAGAUGAGAAGGCUCGCAAGCAAAAGGAAGAGGAAGAGAAGAAGAAGAGAGCACAGCCCAGUAUCUUUGGCUUCUUCAAGAAGCCAGCCGCGCUCGGAGAAGUGUCUCCCAACAAGCAGCCCGCCUCCAAGCUUGUGGAUGGCUCCCCCAUCCGCCCAAAGGCCGCAUUCACGGCGACGCGAAGUCUCAGCCCCUCGGUCAAGGACGUCAAGCCGGAGAAAUCAGCGUACGAGAAACUCUUCCAGCCCUUCUUCAUCAAGUCGGACGUCACCGUGGCACCGCCUCUGCUGCAGAUGGACGACGAGACAAAGGCUGCCAAGUCACGCAUAUUGGAUGAACAUCUCCGCAGCGAGCGCAGCGAUGUUGCCCCUAGGCCAUUCGACCCCGUUGCCGUUUUUCAGUUCAACGGUGUCCCAUCUCCACGUGGCAUUGAACACCCGGCCGUGAGAAAGGUCAUGGCCGAGAUGUUUGGAGAUCCUCUGGACAACACCUCGAGGACGGAAUCGCAGCAGGUUCGGUUCAAGGGUGUCCAAGAUCAGUUAAACUCGAUUCCCGUCAAGAUCCUGCAUUUCUACGAAGAUGUACGACCCCCGUACGUGGGCACCGUCACGGCGACCCCGAGUGAAAAGCUACGACGACUGGCCAGACGCCCGAUUGGACGACUACUUCCCCUCAACUACGACUAUGACUCGGAGGCUGAGUGGGAAGAGGAAGAAGGCGAAGACCUGGACGAUGAAGAGGUCGAGGACGAAGAGAAUGAAGGAGAGGAGGAGAUGGCGGAUUUUCUGGACGACGCAGACGACGUCGCAGCUGCCCGCCCGGCCUUCUUGGGUGAGACGGAACCCGUCAGCACCGGAGUCUGCUAUGAGAACCGCAAGAGACUGUCGCAAAAACCCAACGGAGAGGACUGUGCAACCGUGUACAAAUAUCGCAUGGAAUUCCUGCUAGAAUCUCUCGAGUCCCACCACUCCAUUGAUCCCUUCUCGACACAGUACUGGAAGCCCAAGGUCGCCGCUGUAGAGCCGACCAGUGCGCAGUCCAAAUUAACGGCCGGCACAAAGCCGGCCAAGUCCGGCAUGGCACCGCCGCCGCCGCCCGGCUCGGCACCAGCGACAUCCACAUCGGCGACGGCGGCAGCAGCAGCAGCAUCGCAGGCGCAGCCCGACUGGAGCACGCUGGUGCCCAGGAACCUCCUCCGGGACUUCAAGAAGGCCGUCGUCAGCUCCGACAUCAACUUCCUGACCAAGGCGGGCAUCGUGGACAUGCUAUCCAAGCGCUUCGACGGCGCGACCAAGAACCAGGUCAAGGCGACGCUCGACUUUGUCGCCGAGCGCUCCGCGUUCCCCGGGGAGAAGAAGAGCGCCAAGCGCUGGGUGCUGCGCCCCGAGCACGCGCUGAACAAGGAGUAG